CGCUGGUUCCCAGAGGAACCCUUAGAACGAGGCCGCUCAUCAGAUAUUACCAAUAGAAUUCUGUGGUUGGGCUUCUCCCUUUUCAUCUCUGUUGCAUGGGUCUCAUUUGCAACAUUUUUUAAUGGUAUUUCGGAACGCGGUUGCUAUCCAUGUUUUGUUUAUGGUUUGCUUUGUAUUUCCUGGCGUUUGCCUAUGAUUAUUGUGGUGAAACGAAGGGAAAUGAUGUUACAGUCCUUGCGUUGACGUUCAAGCUGCAGUGUUGAAUAGUUGACAGAAACUCUAGCGACCUGCCAACGCUUCUGAUUUUACUUCCAGACCAACAAAAUGAUUUUAUGCAAUGGCUGAAUUACAUAUAAUUGGGCAAAUAUCUUCAGCAAAGAAUUUUGAACAACCUCAUCUGUUUUGUAAAUGGAGUUUUCAUACUGGUGGCGGUUGGAAACUCAUAAGUGGAAAUAUCGAAGGACAAACACAGGAAUGUUGUGACUCCUAUACUGAAUCCCCUGUAUUUGAUCAUCCAUUGGAUUUGCAUUAUACAACACAAACUCUUCAGGGCUCUCCAAAGCUACUUUUACAAAUAUUUUGUCGAGAUAAUCAUAGUCGUAUACUAUUCGUUGCCUAUGGUGUCAGUACAAUACCAUUAACACCAGGUUUCCAUAGUAUCGAAUGUUACACAUGGAAACCCAUAGGUGACUGGCAAGACAGGCUGAGAGACAAAUUUUUAGAUGAUAUAACAAUGCCUUCGUGUCUUGAUGAAUCUCAAUGUAAUAAUACAACUAAUCUUGACAACAAUAUCAAAAGUACAACAGAAGAAACGAAUUUGCCUUCUACUAAAUCAACUAGUGGUGUUACAAAAGUAACGUCUACUGAGUUCAGUAACAGUAAAGGUGUAACGGUAACAACAAUCUCACCACAAAAUGUAUCUACGACUACUGCAUCUAAUACAAAUUUAACAAACGCAAACAAUAGUCUACUUACCAAUUUGGAGAUGAUGAAAUUCAAUGUACACAAAACCCAUGUGGAAUUGUGUGAAUGUGACAUGACGACAUUCUCAUGCGACAUUAAUUGCUGCUGCGAUGUUGACUGUAAGGAAUCACAAGUUGCAGUUUUUUCUCGAUGUACUGAUCAUCGGACAAAAAUUUAUGACAGUCGUUACUGUUACGAGAAUAAUUUUGUACAGUACAAUAAUACAGGAUAUAUUCUUGAACGAUUAGCAAAUAAUUUGUUUUGCAUUGUGUACGAUAAUCUCCCUCCAACAUAUAGCGCAAGUAUAACGCUAGAUGUGCAGACUCAUAAAGCAUUGAAAGAUGUUAUUGAUGGUCUUGAUACUAGUCAAUUUAAAUGGCAGUCACAGAAAGUACGCAUGGCUCCAGAAUUCAAUAAUACACAUCCUUAUAGACACGGUGAUAUUCUCUGGAAAGUUGAUGAUGGCUUCAUAAAGCAAUUAGAGGUAUUGCAAAGUGGAUUCACGAGUCUCUGCUCUUUUAAGAAAACUUUAAGAUAUCUUGAAGACUGGAACAGUGCAUGUAUGCAAACUGACUUGACUAAUAAUAAUGUAUAUCUGUUUCCUAAAUCGUUUCACAAAUUCACGGUGAUUGCAUCGCCACUGUUGUUCAACGAGUCUUACAUAAUUUCUCAAAAUCAGUCAUGCCCGAAAAAUGUGUGUCUGGCAUUGGAAAAUCGAUAUUGCAUGGGGUCCUGGGAUGCUUGUAAUAAUACUGAAAUAUUAACAGGAUAUUGCGCUAAUGGUGCUUGUAUAAAUAUUGUCACGCACGUACGUUAUGUAAUCAUUCAUAAUGGUACUUUAGGAAUACAACGUAUACGUGCAGAUUUGCAAUUGGGUAACGUGUCUGAGAAAUUUUAUCAACAUUAUGAAAUCAGCUACGAAUGGGUUAACUUGAAUAAGAACAAAUCAUUUAAACUUAGUGGUAAUCCUGGAUAUCUCAUUGGAAAGCCUAUUGUGAUUGGGACCUUAAUAACGAACAAAACAAAUGAUAUUGAUACAAAAUAUGUUCUUGCUAAUCGAAAAAAUCAUUUUCUUACUAUGCCCAUCGGACAAAGAAAUGGAGAAUGUGAUCCAUCAAAUAGAUACUUGGUAGGCUUUGGUGAAGAUGUUAAGUUAAAAUGUUCUGUUACACUGACAACUAAUAAUUUUACAAAAGAAUCUUGUAUAGAAUUACAAAAUAGAACAUUAGAGACUAUGUUGGAGAGUACCAUGUAUAAUAUUACACAGGUUGAUCAAUAUAAUAUGUUCGUUUCAAAGUUAGGAUAUAUCCAUGAGAAUGGUACUUCCAGUUGGGCACAAAUUCUACUCGAUAGAGUUCCCCAUAAUGUGAUAACGGGUCAAGUAGUCAAUGAUCGAAUUCAAUGUUCAGGAUUGGUGACAUCUUUACGUGCUGACAUUCUACAUGCUCUCUUACCAAAACAAAGGAUUAUGAAUAAUCAUAAAAUAUUAGGUAUAAGUUUUACAUUCUCAGAAGAAGUAGAUUUGUCAUGGUCCAAAUGUGCAGGUAAUAAUUGUAUGGAUACUCUUGUCAUUGACAUUGUUACAUACAUAGCAUUUCAUGAUGCUUCAAAACCACUAAAAUACUACUUUGCCGGAGGACCUAAUUUCGAUAUAACUUUGCCAUAUGAUUUCUUUUAUCCUUUUAUGAGCGGUACUGCUAAUAUUAACUCACCAUACCCAGUAUCAAUAUUUCUUAUCACAAGUAUGAUUAUUAAUAGUAUGUACCCAUAAUUCAUCAUAUACAAAAGUUCAUGCAGUAAGAAUUUAGCACAAAGUUAUAAGAAGUAUAAUAUAUUUUGUAUUGACAAUAAAAAUUGCAGAAGAAUUC
Molecule: messenger RNA, 2831 nt
Organism: Cephus cinctus (wheat stem sawfly)
Lineage: Eukaryota; Metazoa; Arthropoda; Insecta; Hymenoptera; Cephidae
Product: tectonic-3
Exons: 9
Coding region: 338-2734 (798 amino acids)
Biological process (GO): cilium assembly
Cellular component (GO): ciliary transition zone
Source: RefSeq, a predicted model, not a curated record